AUGACUAUCCAGCUUUACAAGUGGCCAUUUACCGAGCAAUUAAAGCGAUAUCUCGCUCAAAACGGACCCACCACAUCCACCAUGUUGGGUCUUUUAUUGCAAACCGGUCUGUACCCCUCGGUAGAUCCCAUCAAACCAGUCAUUUGGUCAUCGCAUCCUGAUCCAUUCAAUACGAGCAAUGUAGUUGUUUGGAUCAUUGACAGAGGCGGAUGCUUUUUGCGCACUCUUGUCACUUCCAAGAUUCAUCUAGACCAAGCACCCAUGAACCCGGAUAGCGUUGCCAAGUUGAGAGCUGGUGAGAACUGCUUGAACAAGCCAUUGUUUGUAAACCCUGAUGACGAAGCAUUGUAUCAGCACAGUAUGCAAGUAUAUGCUUCUGUUUUGGAUCAUUUCAUUUCUGAAAACUACACAGCUGAUGAUGAGAUCAAAUUGGACGACACAGGCUUAUUGUGGACACCGGUAUUGAGCAAAUUAUUAGACAUGCAGCUUCUGUCAAAAUGCUUUAUUUUUGUUAGGAAGGCAUCGCUUCCAUUACCGUCUAUCCAACUGCCUGAAGGAGCUAUCAUGGAUCGCUUAACCAGCCAAGAAGACGUGAUGCUUACAAGAAAUAGAAACAAGAUUCUUUUUGAUCCCAAAUACGUUGAAGAUGGUUGUCAUAUGUCCAGUGGCAUCCGAAUCAAUGGUGACUUGGCCGCGAAUGCCUUUACGCACAGAGACAUGCUUGUUGGCGCACUACAUGUGCUGCCAGAGUAUCGCCGCAGAGGAUUCGCAGAGAUGGUCUUAUCUGAUAUCUGUAAACAGCACAAGGAAUUCUUCCAACAUCAACUACCAGCUGACAUCUCUCUAGACCAUGUUUACUUUACUGCCUGUGUUGAACUGUACAACGUUCCUAGUGCUAGCUUCUUUACGAAAGCAGGCUGGACAAGCGUUGGUGCUGGCACACAAUGGAUCCAAGGAAAGAGAAGAGCUCAACAAUAG
This is a messenger RNA of Mucor velutinosus, 978 nucleotides long. RefSeq lists its product as uncharacterized. The transcript has 3 exons. Bases 1 to 978 code for a protein of 325 amino acids. Lineage: Eukaryota; Fungi; Mucoromycota; Mucoromycetes; Mucorales; Mucoraceae. The record is from RefSeq and is a predicted model, not a curated record.